AAACACCAAUUAAAUACGGUCUUUGAAGUGGCUCUGAAUGGUCGUUAUUAUCUUUGGGCCUCGAAUGGCUGUGAUUCAUGAUAGAUAAAGCUCCUCGCAGCAAGGAGGUUGUAAAUAUUUUGGAUAUCUGUUAUCCUUGUGUGCGGAGCUGCCAUUGUACUCACCUAUACUCCUGUGAGAAGCGUGCGACAAGACAGUGGCUCUCAACUCCAUGCGCCGCCGAUCUGACGAGGGAGCAAUGUGCUCGUUGGGCCAGUUUCUUCCAGUGAUCAUUCAUGCCCACGCAGAGCUGUUCGAUGUGCUGAUUAGUGAGCACUUAGCUCGCACCGUACUGUCAGCUUAGGGGUGAGUGUACUGGGACCAUCUCGCAUACAUCCUGUGGGGCAGCCGACGGACAGUGAGCAUGGCGUGUGCAUGGCGAGCCCGGAGGCUGCCCCCAUGUACCAGUCGUGCCUGAGGCUGGUGGACCGGCUCCUGCGCAAGGACCAGAAGCCAGGGCGGCCGGGCCUGGCCCCGCCGGUCUACCACGAGCGCCAGGUGAAGGAGCUGUGCGCCCUGCACGCCCUCAACAACCUCUUCCAGGACGCCUCCGCCUUCUCCAAGGGCUCCCUGGACGACAUCUGCCACAGGUUCCUGUCCCCCGACCACCUGGUGAACCCGCACAAGAGCGUGCUGGGCCUGGGCAACUACGACGUCAACGUCAUCAUGUCCGCCCUGCAGCUCAGAGGAUACGAGGCCAUCUGGUUCGACAAGCGCAAGGACCCGACCUGCAUUGACCUGUCCAAGAUUGUGGGGUUCAUCCUGAACGUGCCGAGCGAGAUGAAGUUCGGCUUCCUCCAGUUCCCGCUGAGCCGCAAGCACUGGAUCGCCGUGCGCGAGGUCGAGGGCACCUUCUACAACCUCGACUCCAAGCUGGAGGCGCCCUCGCCCAUCGGCAAGGCCCCCGAGCUGUUGCAGUACCUCCGGGAGCAGGUCAAGUGCAAGGACCGCGAGAUCUUCGUCGUGGUCACGCAGGAGAUUGGGAGGGUCAAGGGCUGCUACCAGGACGCCAGGUCGACGCCUCCGCGGCAGCAGCAGGCGCCACCUUGCGAACGGACCGCGCAGUGUGCCCAGAGCCCGCCCCGCUCCGGACCCAGGCAGAAGGAAUGCGGCUGCUGAGCCUUCGAAGCAACGCCCCCGUUGCCGCGCAGUGAUGUUGCGCGACGGCCGUGGAACGAUCGCCGUGCGUCGACUACAGACGUUCUCGCAUUCCUCUUUUCGUCCCCGUGAUCGACUACACCGACGCUCUAGGUCGUCCUGCGAGGAUGGGAACGUUUCUUUGCUUGCGUCUGCCCGCGUUCUUUGGGCGUUUGGUCCCCGUCGUGCACCUUCGAGAGUGCUCCCACCGUGAGCCGUGUGCCAUUUUUGCUCGCUGCUUAGCUGCGGUGGAAACCACGUGCUCCCUGGACUAAUCUUGCGUCUCUUUCGCCACGUGAUCACGCUCCUGCCCACACCUGCGCGCAGGUAGUGAGGUCAGCGACGAAAGGGAGGCGGUCCAUUGGUGCUGCCAGCACGUAGCUUUCACUGCAAUGUCAACUUGACGGGGAUUGGAGUACAGCCACUCGCGAGUCGUCUCGAAGACAUCGUCCGCGAGCCGUCUGCUAUUCGUCCGAGGCGGUGGGGACGCGUUUGGGACGUUUCGUUAAAAUGCGAAUGUGAUGUACAGAGAUCGGGAUGUGGUCGCGCCCCGUUACUCUUUUUGUAUAUCGAUUUGUCCGGAGAAAUGUGGAACCCGCGCGAAGGCGUAGAAUUUUAACGUCACAUUCGAAUUGCUCGGCGCGUCUCGGUGCGCUCCUGCCAAACCGUCUGCGCAUCCGAACGCGCUUCUGCCUUAACUGCAGCCAGGCGGCAUUUUUUGUUCGGUCGAAGGAUUCGCGAGCUCGGGCGGCAAGACGUUCGAAACGAAGUGUCCUUUGACGUUGCGCGUUAUAUAAUUCGUUGGGGACGUUUGCAAAGCCAGAACUGCGCGAGCAUUUGCGACGGGAUUUUUGUUUCUUUUUUUCGUCGGUCCCUAAUUUAUUUCAAUCGAAGACUACUUUAACCGGACAGGGUCUGCCUAAAGCACUCCGUGAAACGUCGGGUCACUAACGCAUACUUGCACCCCGUUUGCGGUUGGUCGCCAGCGUACUUAACCCGCGUGUGACCUCUUCCCAAACGGAACUGGCAGCGAUCCAAUCAAAACUGUGCUUUACCACGCCCUUCGCGCCACCGAGCGUUUCGCGGGUGCGGUUACGCGAGGGACAGCUUUGGGCGUACCGAUGCUGUAAAUACCGCGGGGUUCGCACCGUUGUACAUACAAGACAGAUGUACAGAGAAUUCCUAUACCACCGUCAUUUUAAACUAUUUUACCUAAUCGAGCUUUUUAAGGGCGGUACUCCCUCGUGGUACGUGCCACGCGACGUUGGGACGAGUUCCGAGCAUACGGGGCGGAAGGUGGUCGCUCCCGGGAUGGUGCAAUUUCUGUGGCGACGCCCGCGCUUUGUACAAAAAGAAAAAAAAAAAAAUGUUUAUAUACGCUUUUGUUGUUUGUUUUGUCGAAAAAGCCAACUUUUAGAAUUAACGACGCUUUCCCGGUCCGAAUACCGGUACCUCUGCCGUGGCGAGGGUGGGCCGUUCCGGCGGGUACCUCUUUACUUAUGCAAAAACGUCUCGUCGAGAAAACCGCGGCCAGUCGCUAAUUUUGCAGCUUCUAGCAUUGCCGGAGUAAGUCCCUCUCCACUCCUAAAACAAGUUUUUUUGAGGUGCGUCCUUCAUAUUUACAAAGCCAGCAUCGAUCGGUCGUGAGACGAACGAGCUUCUCUCGACGGCGGCGCCUCUGUAGGCAGCGUCAAACGCACUGUUCACCGAAUGUGUACAUUGACCCUUGUUCUCCCACCGCUCGGAAAUUCCGUCCUCAAAACCUUCUAUCGGAGUCCGCUCGAAUGAACGGAAAGCAGCGUCGUUACUGGCCCGGCAUUCUUUUGGUGUGUUGGAUUCGCUCGAAUAAAUGGGAAAUAUUCUA
Molecule: messenger RNA, 3040 nt
Organism: Ixodes scapularis (black-legged tick)
Lineage: Eukaryota; Metazoa; Arthropoda; Arachnida; Ixodida; Ixodidae
Gene: Josd
Product: josephin-1
Exons: 5
Coding region: 415-1158 (247 amino acids)
Biological process (GO): protein deubiquitination
Molecular function (GO): cysteine-type deubiquitinase activity
Source: RefSeq, a predicted model, not a curated record